Molecule: messenger RNA, 774 nt
Organism: Cadophora gregata
Lineage: Eukaryota; Fungi; Ascomycota; Leotiomycetes; Helotiales; Ploettnerulaceae
Exons: 3
Coding region: 1-774 (257 amino acids)
Source: RefSeq, a predicted model, not a curated record
AUGUAUCUCAAGAUGGUACCGUACUCAGGCACAAGGACAAUAACCUUAAUAGUCGCCCUCGCAACCUUAGCCAGCAAUGUCCUCUCUGCACUGUUCUUCUACCAGUUACCAGAUGAUCCAUAUCAUCUAGCCAAUAAUUUUGGAUGGUAUCUGCAUUUUGCGAAUUUGCUGAGUGUCUUUGGAUUUAUCGGGGCUUUGAGGCAACACGCACCCUCGGUAGCCAUCUUCGCCAACUACCUAAUCCUCGACACGCUCCUCUCCACCAUCCCCCGCUUCCUCCUCCUCCUAACCAUAACCUCCUUCUCCUCCUCCAUCUGCUCCCCGACCAACACCCUCAACCCCUCCACCGCCUUCUCCAGCUCCUCCUCCUCAUCCGACCAACAACUCCCCUCGCUCACCAACCCUGCCUCAUCAUUCAACCACCCCAGCCCAAACUCAGACGACAUGAGCCUCCUCUACGCACUCGCGCCCAUGCGCUCCCCGCACAGCGAAUACCUCAGCCAGUCGGACUUCACCCCCGAGAGCUGCAUGCGGACGGUGUAUCUGGGACAAUUGAUGUUGGGGGCGGGAGUGGUGGUGGCGACGGUGUUGCAGCUUGUGGGGGCGAUGUGUGUUAGGGGUUAUGCGAGGGUGCUUUGGGUGAGGGAGAUGAGAGAGGAAGAGAUGGCGGCCGCGGCGCAGAUGGCGCGGUUGGUGGUGUUGGAGAGGGAGGGUGGUGAUGGUGGGGAGAGGUAUUUUGACGAUGAGAGAAGAAUGGGGACGGGGAAGGUAUGA